CACACCCCACACACACCACACACACACACACACUCACACACGGCUGAGGACUUCCCGGUGCUCCACCGUCUCUCCAGCAGAUUUACAGCCGGGACGCAGCGCUGACAGGCGGCGGUAAAUCUUCAGAUCUCGCGGUGCUGCGGAGCUAACCGGAGAGUGUGUGUGAGGCUGAAGCGGACACAUACACACACACACACACACACACACACACACACACACACACACACACACACACACACACACACACACACUCACACUCACACACCACACUCAGAUAACCCCGAUACACUCUCCUGAGCGGACAGACCCUCCAGAGCUCCUUCAUGGCGUCCUUCGUCUCCACCCUCCUCUUCCUCCUCCUCGCUGUGGGCGGGAUCACACCAGCUGUCAAUCAGCCCUCAGAGCCCAUGUGCUUCGACUGGGGGGAGUCCAGUGAUCAGGGGGUCUCUGUGCUGGAGGGGGAGGUGGGCUGGCUGUCCUGCCCUCUCUUCUCUCACCCCUCCGUCUACAACUACACCUCCACUCAGAGCACCGGACACAACCUGUUCUGGUACCGUCUGCCGGAGGGCCACGACCUGGAGCAGCCCCUCCCCUACAGCUCCAGAAUCAGCAGAGACGGAGUCAGACUGUGGCUCCAGCCGAGCGCGCGCCGACACCGGACUCUACAUCUGCAUGCUGAGGAACAAGACGUCGUGCAGUAAGAUGGCGAUGCGUCUCUCCGUCCUGCGGCCCAGCGAGGUGCUCCGCGCCAACGACUGCGCCCCCCCGUCGCCUGGGAAUCGACCCGGCAGGUCAUCCCCUUCCAGAGGGGAGGGACCAUGGACUGCCCCGACCUGAAGGAGGCCGGCAAGAUGGCCGACACAACACAAUCUCCG
This is a messenger RNA of Trematomus bernacchii (emerald rockcod), 875 nucleotides long. Its product is annotated as interleukin-1 receptor accessory protein-like. The transcript is spliced from 5 exons. Bases 324 to 701 code for a protein of 125 amino acids. The record is from RefSeq and is a predicted model, not a curated record. Lineage: Eukaryota; Metazoa; Chordata; Actinopteri; Perciformes; Nototheniidae.